AUGUUCGAGGCACGACUGGAGAGGAGAGAUCGCGGAAAGCCACAAAGCUUCGGGAUCACUUCCGAUGUGAAAAAUGAGGAUAUGGUUCUUGAUGCGGCGGGAUUAUUUCCUAUCAAGGAACCCUUCUUCGUCACCGCCAAAUUCUGGAAACGAUUUUCCGUCUACGCCUCCGUCAUCCUCUCCAUCGCCUCUCUCGUGAUAUCCUCCAUCGCAUCCCUCAAACCCAAUUCUGCUGCCGACAUGAAAGCCCUAAUAGUAACCAGCAUAAUCAUCAACGCACUCUCCGUCACGCUUUCCGCGCUCACUUCUCUCGAUUGGCAAAGCCAGGCGACGACGGAUCGGAAAUUCGCGCAGAUGUUGAGUCAGAUUAGUCAUGUGCAUGAGGGGAAGGAGGGAGGGAGGAUUGUGGUUUUGGGACGGGGGAGAGAGGAGGAAGAGAGGAUCAUGGGGGAGAGAGGGGGAAUGGGUAUGGGGAAGUCGUUUUGA
Messenger RNA from Botrytis byssoidea, 486 nucleotides. RefSeq lists its product as uncharacterized. The record is from RefSeq and is a predicted model, not a curated record. The transcript is spliced from 3 exons. Lineage: Eukaryota; Fungi; Ascomycota; Leotiomycetes; Helotiales; Sclerotiniaceae. Bases 1 to 486 code for a protein of 161 amino acids.